AUGCGCUGGACCUCUUGGUCGAUAGCUGUGCAGGUUAUCCUUCUCGCAUCGGCAGAUCACCACACACCCGUCACCUCGGAGCAAGCCCACCCCGUCAACACCACGUACACCAACCAUGCGCUUCACCCCAUGUUCAGAUACAUCCCCCGACAGGAGUGGCCGCGCGACCCUUCCGAUGGUUGGAACUUCUCGUCGACCGUGGGCCGCGCAUCGUCGUACACGCCGCCCGAGCGCCGCCUCGCCUACCCUCUCACUUCCUUUCCAGACGCCGAAGUGUCGGACAACUUUUGGGGUAACGGUGUCACUCUGAGCGGGUGGGCGGCCAGUGGCACUGCAAUCAUGCUUGGAAUCAAUGACGGCCAAGCCCGCAGGAUCGUCUUCGCGAGCGAGACGGAGGGGGAGCUUGGGAGCGUGAGGGUCGCUGAGAACGGCUGGCGCACCUUCAAGCUCACGCUCGUUCAGGGGAGCGUGCAGCUCACCAACGUCACGUACCACCAGACGCUUGACCUGGCUUAUCCAUCUCAAGAGCAAGCUCCGGAACGGACCAUCAAGGCUGUCAACGACGACGGCACGACCAUCAAUCCCUUCUUCGAUCUGGAGGGAGAGAUGCGGGCACAGGAUGGAGGUGGGUCGCAUGCAUUAGCAUCGGUUGAGCUGACAACGGCAGACAUCGUUGGAGAGGGUCCAGUCGUCGCCAUGUCCCCUGAAGCCCGUAUCUCGUUCCGGACUUGGCCAAACGCCACAAUGGUGAGGCUUCUCGGCCAAGUUGGCAGGCAAGGUGGCAUUGUCGCCUUUGGUCUGGUUCCAGAGCCUGUCGGGGCGAGCAUCGUCACGGCGGACGUGUUGAGGUCCCAUGACUACUAUAUGGAUGUCGGAUACUUCCUCAUCGACCCUAAGGCAAGGUUCACCGUCAACGUGAAGAACUACCAUGCCAGCAGCAAAAUCUACUUCCGUGGUGUCAACUUUCUCCUGGCUUCAGACGACGGUUUGAAUUGGGACCCGACGACGGAUACUCUGUGGGGACCUAGCAACAGUAGUAGCAAUGGCACCUCCAGGAAAGGAGGCGGCCAGGGUGAUAGCAGCGACGAGAGAAGUGGAGCAGAACAAGAGAGUAUCAAGCGCACCAACGUAGGGGCGAUUGUCGGCGGCGUCAUCGGCGGACUCCGCCUGUUCCCCAACCGUGCCAUUCCUCCUCCUCAAGCCGGCGAAUUCACGGUGGACGAGAAUGUGCUUGACGUGACGGAGACGGCCGCAGACCCCGUCGUGACGCCUCUCCCCGCCCCAGCAUUGGCGCCCGCCUCAAGUUCAGGAUACAACCAGUACGGCUUCCUGCCUAGCAAGGAGGAGACACAGCAGGGUCUGUCGGCCGACAGAGACGGAGGGUCGAAUGCGGAGAAUGCAGAGGAGCACCCCGCAGUCGAGGACGACGCUGGUCCCGUGCCCUUCCGCACUGCUCGUGCGGACACGCUGCCUCCGACCUACAACCCGGCGUGGGCGGACACGGGCUUCAAUGCAUCGGAAAUCGGUCCUUUAGACACCUCAUCCUCUAGCCCGAUGCACGAGGAGUACAAGGCGCUCGCGUCCUCUGAUCCCGGCUCUGGCACAUCGCAAGGUGGAGUUGGGCUUCGUUCGGAGGCGCCGCCCCUCCCCCCUACGACCAAGUUCUGA
Trichosporon asahii var. asahii CBS 2479 is the source of this 1668-nucleotide messenger RNA. RefSeq lists its product as uncharacterized. The record is from RefSeq and is a predicted model, not a curated record. The transcript has 6 exons. NCBI's taxonomy places the organism in Eukaryota, Fungi, Basidiomycota, Tremellomycetes, Trichosporonales, Trichosporonaceae. Bases 1 to 1668 code for a protein of 555 amino acids.